This is a messenger RNA of Aspergillus mulundensis, 2967 nucleotides long. RefSeq names its product DNA-directed DNA polymerase POL5. Gene Ontology annotation, molecular function: rDNA binding; transcription factor binding. Gene Ontology annotation, biological process: regulation of DNA-templated transcription. The transcript is spliced from 5 exons. Bases 1 to 2967 code for a protein of 988 amino acids. Gene Ontology annotation, cellular component: nucleolus. NCBI's taxonomy places the organism in Eukaryota, Fungi, Ascomycota, Eurotiomycetes, Eurotiales, Aspergillaceae. The record is from RefSeq and is a predicted model, not a curated record.
AUGGCGCCGCACCACGCCGGCUCCAAAAAGCGGCGCCGCGAGCCCGUCAAUGUCAACACCAAGCUGGUAGAGAUCUACGAAGACCUCGCGAGCGAAAAUGACGAGGUUAGACUCAAGGCGGCGCAGGCGCUCGUCUCGCAGUUCACGCCGGACAAGAACCCCACAGAUGAGGAGAUUCAGAAGGCGCUGCAGAGACUGUUCCGUGGGCUUUGUAGUAGUCGCAAGGCGGCGCGGAUUGGGUUCUCGAUUGCUUUGACUGAGGUGCUUUCGCAGGUCUUUGCUGCGGGGCGCUCGAGUGGGCUGAGUGUGCAGGGGGUGUUGGGGACUUGGGAGAAUAUUUCGAAUGCUAGCGGGGGCGAGUCGGGGCAGGAAGCAAGAGAUCACCAUUUUGGUCGCCUUUUCGGUGCAGAGGCGAUUAUUAAAUCUGGUGUCCUGUUUAGCCCUAAGGCUCUGAUUCCUGAGUGGACGAAGGUCCUGGGGCUGGUCUUCGACCUGGCUAAGAAGAAGCCUUGGAUUCGGGAGGAGUGCGGUUGGAUUGUGUACCGCUCUAUCCAUGAUCUUGCGUCUCAGAAGGCCGACGGUAAACUCGUGCAAGUUGCUCUCGAGGCCCUCUGCGCGAACGACUUGGCGCGAACACCGGAGGGUGUUGCAAUUUGGCUGGCUGCUAAGGAUCUCUUUCCUGGUAUCAGCUUCCCGAGUAAAGUGUGGAAACAUGACGACCCGCUAGACUCGAAGGAGCGGAGCCAGCUUGCAAAGGCGAUGAAGGAGUCUUCUGGCGAGAGUGAGGAAGGAGAGAAAGGCGCAAAGUCUUCCGGCGUGUGGAACUCGAAGCUUCACUUUGCCUGGGAUGCUGCACUACUGAGCUUGAAUGGCACGAAGGAAUCAAAGUCCCGUCUCAGCUUUGCCGAUUUCUGGACAGAAGUGGUUGACAAUGGUCUAUUUGCCUCUGCAUCCUCAGAAGAACGGAAGUACUGGGGCUUCCUCCUGUUUGCCAAAGUGAUCAACGAGCACAGCCUGCAAUUGGCAUCUAAGGUCUUCACAAAGAACCUGGUUAGAUGUCUUACAAACCAGCUGGCUGUUAAGGACCGCUACCUGCACCGGAUGGCAGUCAAGGCUGCCAAGGCCAUCCAGGCCCGUGUAGCUAAGGAGCCCGAGUUUGCCGCAGCGUCUGUCAAGGGACUUAUGGGCUCCGCAGGCUCUGUGAACUUUGACCACAUCACAAAGACAAAGACGGUGGAGAAGAUCGUGUCCGAGGCUAACCUGGAAGCCUUGAACACCAUCCUGCCUUUGUUUGAGAAACUCGUUGCAUCCCCUGGGACGGAAGACAGCAAGGCCGCUGCGUCAAGCCGUCAGGUUCUUGCGGGUCUGCUGUUGUCGAUGGUUCGGGCCCGAGUGUCCGCUAGCGAUGCAGCGGAUGAGGCAUCUGAGGCUGCGCUUGAAAAGGUUCUCUUCAUAUUCGCUCGUUUUGCAUACUUCACGAGCGAAGAGGGCAAAAACGGUGCUCAGCCACCGUUCACGCAGCAGACCCAGGAGCUGUUCCGGAGCAGGAUCAACUCGUCUCUGAACAGCAUCAUUGCUGCACAGAAGCAUGCCGCUACACUUCCGUAUGCAGUUGUGCGUAAGAUCCGGGAUGCGGUCAAAUCGGAAGAGUAUGGCAAGUUCAUUAUUAGCAUGGACGAUACUAUCAAGGAUGCAGUGAAAGGUGCAUUCAAGGCGCUGAAGAAACUGUCGAGCAUGGACAAGAAGGAAAGCGCAGCCGGCGUUGACGCCUUCAAGCUCCUCUACUCUAUGACAGUCCUGCAAGUCUACAAUGGUGACGCAGAUGCCGUGUCUAUGCUGGGUGAACUGGACUUCUGCUACAACAAGAUCUUCGCGGACAAGAAGUCCAAGAAGGACGAAGAGACCUCGGAAGCUUCAGAUGCCCUCGUUGAGAUCCUUCUGAGUUUUGCUUCGAAGCCAUCUCAACUUUUCCGUCGUAUGAGCGAGCAAGUCUUUACUGCGUUUGCUCCCAAUGUCACAGCCACUGGUCUGGAGUCACUGACUUCGAUCUUGGAAGCCAAAGAAAGCCUCGCAGGUCAACAGGAGAUGUUCGACCAGCAAGACGAUGAAGAGGACGCCGAGGAAGACGAAGACGGCGAAGACGAAGAUAUGAUGGACGUUGACGAGAUGGACAGCGACGUUGAAGUCGUUGAGCCCGAAGACGACGACGAUGAUGCCUCAUCACCCUCAGACGAAGAAGCAGAAGGAGACGACGGAAACGACGAAGACGCUGCCGAGAUUGCUGCUUUCGAAGCAAAACUCGCCGAAGCCCUCGGCACUCACCGCGCCGACCAAGACCUGAAAGAAGAGGAAUCCGAAUCCGACGAAGACAUGGGCGACGACGAGAUGGAAGAGAUUGACACCGCGCUGGUCAAAGUCUUCAAAGCCCGCCGCGACGCCCUUAGCAAAAAGAACGACAAGAAGGACGCCAAGGAGACGAUGGUUAACUUCAAGAACCGCGUCCUCGACCUCCUUGAGAUCUACGUCAAGAACAAGCAAUGUCAUUCCUCGCUUCUCGCGCUCGAUCUUAUCCUGCCUCUUCUCCGCCUCACGCGUCGCUCAUCGGUCAAGCAGAUCAGCAACAAGGCGAACUCGGUGCUGCGUGAAUACACGAAACUCUGCAAGGGCGCUUCGCUUCCGGCUUUAGAGUCUGAUGAUGUUGAGGCUGUGUGGGAACUCCUGAAGGCAAUUCACGCCGAGGCGAUGCACAGCGGGCCACCGGCGCAUGCGUCUGGCUGCAGCCAGGCCAGUCUUCUGGUUGUGAAGGUUCUGACGGCGCAUGACAAGAACGCCGUCAACGGGGUUGUGGAUGUCUAUGCCGAGACAAGGAAGGCCCAGCUGCUUAGCUCGAAGUGUCAUGUGCAGCCCUCGUUCUUCACGGACUGGAACAACUGGUGUGUUUCGGCUGGAAGGGCGAUGAAGAAUUAG